AUGUUGGGUGAUAUUGAUGGAUUAAAAGAAGUACGUCACAAGAAAUUAAAUCAAUUAAAACAAUUGCUCACUGACAGACUCGAUACUCUACAGAGCCCCGCCGAUUGCAGUAAAGCAAGGAAACUGUUGUGCAAAUUGAAUAAAGGUUGCGGCUAUGGAUGCCAAAUGCAUCAUGCUGUUUACUGCUUGAUUGUAGCUUACGCUACUAAACGAACUUUAUUGUUAGAUACCAAUGGUUGGCGUUAUAUGCCUCAGAAUGGCUGGGAAGGAUAUUUUAAGCCGUUGAGUACUAAUUGUAAGAUCGGUUCAGAGUCUCAGGCUAGCCCAUGGGACGGCCAUAAUGAUGCUGAUCUUCUCGUCCAUUUACCUAUUAGUGAUGGUAUUACCCGAAGACCGUCGUAUUUGCCCUUGGCUAUACCUAAAGAUAUGUCGGAAACCUUACUGACUUAUCAUGGACAUCCAUUUGUUUGGUUUGUUGGACACAUGAUGCGAUAUCUCCUAAGAUGGCAAUCAACUACCCAAAAUUUUAUUGAUGAUAAGAAAAAAGAGCUUAAAUUUGAUAAGCCGAUUGUUGGAAUUCAUGUCAGAAGGACCGAUAAAAUCAAUAGUGAAGCUGCCUUACACAAUAUUGAAGAAUACAUGGUUCAUGUGGAAGAGUACUACCAAAAAUUGAAGAGGACAACAAAAGUGCCUGUCAAGAGAGUGUUUAUUGCAACUGACGAACCAAAAGUAGUAGAUGAAGCCAGAAAAAGAUAUAAAGAUUAUGUAUUCGUCAGCGAUGCUCAAGCCUCUAAAUCGGCGGCUCUUAGUUCGCGUUAUAGUGAUCAAUCUCUUCGGGGUAUCAUAUUAGAUAUCGAGAUAUUAGCACAAACUGAUUAUUUAGUAUGCACGUUUUCAUCUCAGGUUUGUAGGCUUGCUUAUGAAAUUAUGCAAACAUACCAUGACGACGCUUCUCAAUAUUUUCACUCCCUUGAUGAUAUUUAUUACUUCGGUGGACAAAAUAUGCAUCGUCAUAAGGCAAUCUAUCCUCAUGCCGCUCGUCGUCAAGGCGAGAUUGAUCUAGCUGUUGGAGAUAUUAUAGCCGUUGCUGGCAAUCAUUGGGAUGGCUAUUCUAAAGGAAGAGUACAAGGUAAAGGUUGGGAUGGGUUAUAUCCAUCUUAUAAGACAGAAGACGUUCCAGAUAUUGGCGAUUUUGCAGCCUAUAAUUAA
This is a messenger RNA of Trichoplax adhaerens, 1209 nucleotides long. RefSeq lists its product as uncharacterized. Gene Ontology annotation, biological process: protein N-linked glycosylation. The transcript is spliced from 4 exons. NCBI's taxonomy places the organism in Eukaryota, Metazoa, Placozoa, Uniplacotomia, Trichoplacea, Trichoplacidae. The record is from RefSeq and is a predicted model, not a curated record. Bases 1 to 1209 code for a protein of 402 amino acids. Gene Ontology annotation, molecular function: alpha-(1->6)-fucosyltransferase activity; protein binding.